Molecule: messenger RNA, 336 nt
Organism: Fusarium oxysporum Fo47
Lineage: Eukaryota; Fungi; Ascomycota; Sordariomycetes; Hypocreales; Nectriaceae
Exons: 2
Coding region: 1-336 (111 amino acids)
Source: RefSeq, a predicted model, not a curated record
AUGCUCUCCAAGAACGUCCUCGCAACCCUCUCCCUUGCGCUCGCCAGCGGAGUCAUGGCCAAUCCUCCUCAUGGUCAACCUGCGUGCUGCUCAAACAGUAAAGGAAUUUGCGCUUCCGGUAGGUUGCCGCCAGCUAGGUCCAUUCUCCAAAGAGAUGAAACACAGCUAACUAUCUGGCCAUGGUAUAGUCUUGUGCACUACUACAGUGGGCCCACUGGACCCAGCAGGGCCAACGAAGGAAACGUCCCAGGAGGUGGGGCGACAGCCAUAUUCAGUGCGCGCGUUUUAUUAUCUCUGUGCUGGGUACCCGUCUUGCACUCUCUACCAGGAGCCUAG